AUGGUUAGUUUUCCUCUGUUCUAUUGUGUUUCCUCUAUGUUUUCCUUUCAGGCAAAAGGUAUAAAACCUCCGUCAAACAACCCAAAGCCGCAGAAGCCGGCACCUAAACCAAAGCCUCAAACAAAGCCCCAAUCACCGAAUAAACCACAGCCUCAAACAAAGCCCCAAUCACCGAAUAAACCACAGCCUCAACCAUAUAACCAACCGCCGGCACAACCACCAUACCAGCAACCUGUGCAACCAGCACCCGGAGGAGGUGGCGGGGGAGGAGGAUUCGGACUUGGAGGAGGGGGUAUCAUGGGAAUAUUCGGUCCAGUAUUGCAAAUUAUUACGAACAUGAUCAAACCAGCACCCACUCCAGGGCCACCAAUCGUCGUUCCUGGCCCGCCGAUUCCUUCUCCGGGAAAUCCGAGCAUCACCAUUCCUGGUCCACCCGUGACAGUUCCUGCUCCUGCACCCGAACAGAAACCCGAUUACCUGAUCGUCGGCGUCUUCUUCGGGGGAUUCUUCUUCCUCAUUUGUCUGUGUGGCGCCGUCGCCUUUUUCUACUUUAUCUAUUAUACUUCGCAGCAAAAGGCCAAGCAGGAGGAGGAAGAGAAGAAGAAUAGAUCGGCCACGAGAUCGAGGUCGCGGACGAGCAUGUCGAGAAGUUCGAUGGGAACCACGCGUCGGAGUUCGAUGGGAACCACGCGUCGGAGUUCGAUGGGAACCACGCGAAGCACAUACAGGACUGGCACGAGUCGGAUGGGGACUACGAGAACCGGAAGGACCGGACACGGCAAGCACAGGUCUAGGCACUCGAAAUAUGGAUGA
Caenorhabditis sp. 36 PRJEB53466 is the source of this 813-nucleotide messenger RNA. Lineage: Eukaryota; Metazoa; Nematoda; Chromadorea; Rhabditida; Rhabditidae. The record is from the annotation of a GenBank genome assembly.